AUGUACAACAUAAUAUUCGUUUAUUUAGCUGUGAGUUUCGCGCUUAUAAACGCUGCAGUAGGAAACUCAUUUGGAAAUGAUCCUGCUAUAUUAGCUUUCAAAACGAAAGUCAUAAAUGAACUUAAGGAUUAUCCUACUGUUAAAUCAAGUGUUCAGAAAAUAAUCGAAGAUGUGAUAAAAAAUGUUGAAGAUAGUACAACUAAUAUUCGAGAAAUUGUAAAAGUAUUAAAAGACAAAAGAAAGAACCUUAGGGAGAAUCUAGUGAAAAAACGCAGAACAAUUGAACAAUAUGUGAGCUGUAAAACUAAACAUCAAGAAGCAGAAACUUUUCAUGGAUUUUUUAAAGAAAUAGAAGAAUCAUUGGCAUUCACGAUGCUUACAACAUAUGGUAAUUUUACAACUCUGCAGAAUUGCCUCAAAGAACAAAUAAAGAUAUCAGAAAAUAUUAAGGAACUAGAUGACUUGAUUGCUAAAAAAUACAUGAAUAUGAAGUCGUUUAAUAAUGGACUAUUUAUGUACGAAUUGGCUGCGAGAAAUGUUGAUGAAUUAAUACCUUUAGCAAAGAGAUUUGGUGGUAAUGCAAAUGAGAUUUUCUCUCUACUUUAUCCUAAUAAUCAAUUAUUUUGUGCUAUUUUAUGUUCAUCUCUAUGUCAAGUAUUGUAUUAUGAUAUUAUUCGAGAUUGA
This is a messenger RNA of Schistosoma bovis, 684 nucleotides long. The record is from the annotation of a GenBank genome assembly. NCBI's taxonomy places the organism in Eukaryota, Metazoa, Platyhelminthes, Trematoda, Strigeidida, Schistosomatidae.